Messenger RNA from Canariomyces notabilis, 1490 nucleotides. RefSeq names its product MFS general substrate transporter. Bases 57 to 1454 code for a protein of 465 amino acids. The transcript has 3 exons. The record is from RefSeq and is a predicted model, not a curated record. Gene Ontology annotation, molecular function: transmembrane transporter activity. Gene Ontology annotation, cellular component: plasma membrane. NCBI's taxonomy places the organism in Eukaryota, Fungi, Ascomycota, Sordariomycetes, Sordariales, Chaetomiaceae. Gene Ontology annotation, biological process: transmembrane transport.
AUCGGCAAUAUCUCUUGCAACGCCAUGGCACUUUGGACCUCGAGCCGGUGCCGGACAUGACGGACAAUGAUCCGUACAACUGGCCGAAACAUAAGAAAGUUAUCAACCUGGUGCUGGUCGCGUUCCACGCCAUGAUGGGCACCUUCACAGCGGCCGCAGUGCAGUCCGUCUUCGCCGAGAUCGCGGCGGAUUUUGGCGUGUCGAUCCAGAGUGCCUCGUACAUGCUUUCGCUCGUCAUCGCGGUGCUGGGCGGCGCACCGCUGAUAUGGGGCCCCAUCUCGCAGCGCUUCGGGCGGCGGCCAAUCUUUCUGCUCUCUCUGCUUUGCAGCUUAGCCGGCAACAUUGGCUGCGCCGUGAGCCCAUCGUACAGUACAAUGGCGUUUUGCCGGGCCAUCACGGGCUUCUUCAUCUCGCCAGCCAUCGCCCUCGGGAGCGGCGUCGUCACCGAGACCUUUUUCAAAAAGGAGCGGGCGAGCUACAUCGGUGUGUGGACGAUCAUGGUCACCCUUGGCGUGCCGGUUGCGCCCUUGAUCUUUGGGUUCGUCUCGGUGAGAGUCGGGUAUCUGUGGAUCUACUGGAUCAUGGCCAUUGUCAACGGCGUGCAGUUUAUCCUUGGGUUUUUCCUCUUGUCCGAAUCGCGCUACAUCCGGAACUCGGUCCCCGCAUGCACUCCGCAGCUCUCGGCCAGCGUCAACGGGCGCUCGUUCGGAAGUCUCCUGAGCGUCAGGCGCAUUGAUCCUACGCCUCUCAGCUGGUGGGACUUUGUCCGACCCCUCUCGUUCGUCACCCGGCCCUGCGUCAUCAUUCCCGCAUUCGCCUAUGCCAUGGUCUUCUUAUGGGCCAAUAUAGUCAUGACGGUUGAGACGGGCUCGCUGUUUCCCGAGAAGUUCGGUCUCAACCCAGAGCAGGUGGGCCUGCAGAACAUCAGCCUCAUCGUCGGUUCGCUUAUUGGCGAGCUGAUGGGUGGGUUCCUGAGUGAUUGGUGGAUGUGGCGGCGACAGAGCAAGAACGAGAAGAACAGCGCCGCCGUCGAUAGCGAAGGCAGUGAAGGCCACCACGCGCCGCAGCCCGAGUUCCGCCUCUGGGUGGGCUACCCGGGCCUCCUGCUAGCCAUCUGCGGCGUGGUGGUGUACCUCGUGCAGCUCGACCGGGCGGGCGAUACGUGGAACAUCACGCCCAUCAUCGGUGCCGGCAUCGCGGCGGUGGGGAACCAGAUCGUCACGACGGUCGCGACGACGUACGCGGUCGACUGCUACAGGGAGAGCGCUGCCGAUGUGGGCGUCUUCGUCUGCUUCGUGCGGCAAAUGUGGGGGUUCAUUGGACCGUUCUGGUUCCCACAGAUGAUUUUGGAGGCCGGGUUCAGGCCGUCGGCGGGGAUUGCCACGGCCAUGCUGGUUGGCGCGUCACUGAUUCCAAUGGUAGUUGUGCAGUGGAAGGGGAGAUCUUGGCGGUGAUUCUGUCUAGGUUAUUACUCCGUAUCUAAAAUCCAU